This is a messenger RNA of Pararge aegeria (speckled wood butterfly), 960 nucleotides long. RefSeq names its product barH-like 1 homeobox protein (gene lms). Gene Ontology annotation, biological process: neuron differentiation; regulation of DNA-templated transcription; central nervous system development. The coding region runs from base 1 to 960 and encodes 319 amino acids. Gene Ontology annotation, molecular function: DNA-binding transcription factor activity, RNA polymerase II-specific; DNA binding. The record is from RefSeq and is a predicted model, not a curated record. NCBI's taxonomy places the organism in Eukaryota, Metazoa, Arthropoda, Insecta, Lepidoptera, Nymphalidae. The transcript has 3 exons.
AUGGAUGAAUUGAAAUCAGAAUCUAUUGAUACGAAUAUGGACACACAAAACCAAGCUAAAGCAGACAAAUCUGAAGUUAAACUACCGUUUUCCAUAGACAAUUUGCUGGCUGACAAAUUUGUGAGUGAUAAAAACGAAGCGUCAACAUCAGACUACCUGGUUUACAAAGAACCGGCGUAUGAUGAUGAUGGGGAUGGUGAUGCUAUUAGUAGUUGUUCAGAGCAGUUAGACGUGGAAAGUUCAACAGCUGGUGACGCGCAGGAGUUUCUAGAUGCUAAGCCGGCUGAUUAUGCAUCAGGGUCAUGCAGCUCUCGAGGUAAGAGGGCAAGGACUGCCUUCAGCGCACAGCAGAUUAAGAGUCUGGAAGCUGAGUUCGAGAAGAACAGAUACCUCUCUGUCGCGGCGAGAGGCAGGUUGGCGAGACAGCUCAGGCUCACGGAGACACAGAUUAAAAUUUGGUUUCAAAAUCGCCGCACCAAAUGGAAGCGGAAGUACACGAACGACGUUGAAAUACUCGCACAACAAUAUUACAAUAGCCUAGGCAUUAUAACGCCAAGACCUAUGUUCGUAGGCGACCGACUAUGGAUUUUCAACUAUCCCAAUAGAUUGCAACCCACCCAGCAACAACAGUGGGCAAAGUCACUCAACCACAUCGCUAAUGUACCACAAAGUCAAAUCGUAGAACGAAACAUGUUUAGGAAUAUACCAAAACCGGACAUGCCAUUUUUGUUACCGUCCGCGUAUUCGAACGAGAGGUCUUUUUUGAACAUCGAACGCGUACCUAACCUCAAAGUUCCCGCGCAAACUCGUCUGUCAUCUGUGCCCAGGGAAAUCUAUUCCAAUAUGGCAACCGCUCAAAGGAGCAUGGAUGUGUAUAAAAAUAAUAUUUUAAGUAUCAACCCUAGUCAGGAAUCGAAUGUUGACCAUUUAAGAAGACUGGAGGAAAAUUUUAGUAUCUAA